This is a messenger RNA of Penicillium brasilianum, 1505 nucleotides long. The record is from the annotation of a GenBank genome assembly. Lineage: Eukaryota; Fungi; Ascomycota; Eurotiomycetes; Eurotiales; Aspergillaceae.
GCGCAAUCGGUAUGGAUCACGUGGGACCCACCUCGGCCGUCAUCGGAGUACCCUCGGCCCAUCUUGGAGGUUAAGACCACCGCUUGAUUCAUUUGUCGAUUCACGGUUUCAAUACCAGCCUGAAAGAUGUUCCGUCAGAGCAUUAGACGCUUCGGAACAACGGCUCUUCGGGCCGCGGCCGCGGAGACGUCCUAUACCACUCGCGUGUCUACGGCGCAGGGCGUUGUAAAUGGACUGACAGAAGCCAUCGGCAACACCCCCUUGAUCCGAUUGAAGCGACUCUCAGAAGAAACCGGGUGCAAUGUCCUGGGCAAAGCCGAGUUCCAGAACCCCGGUGGAAGUGUAAAGGACCGUGCUGCACUGUUUGUGGUUGAAGAUGCCGAGAAGAAGGGAUUGCUGCACCCGGGUGGCACCGUUGUGGAGGGAACUGCUGGCAACACGGGAAUUGGCCUGGCCCACGUGUGUCGCUCCAAGGGCUACAAGCUGGUCAUCUACAUGCCCAACACGCAAUCGCAGGGCAAGAUUGACCUGCUCCGACUCCUCGGUGCGGAGGUCUACCCAGUCCCCGCGGUGGCAUUCGACAACCCCGAGAACUACAACCACCAGGCACGCCGCCAUGCGGAGUCACUGGACAAUGCCGUUUGGACCAACCAAUUCGACAACACGGCCAAUCGCCAAGCUCACAUCGAAACCACAGGUCCAGAGAUCUGGGCACAAACCGGCGGCAAGAUCGAUGCUUUCACCUGCGCGACCGGUACUGGCGGCACGCUUGCUGGAAUCACUCGCUACCUCAAGACUGCCAGCGACGGCAAGGUCAAGAGCUUCUUGGCCGACCCGCCUGGCAGUGUCCUGCACAGCUACAUUCAAAGCGGUGGCAAGUUGACUGACCGAUCUGGGGGCAGCAUCACCGAGGGCAUUGGCCAGGGACGUGUGACGGAUAAUCUGCAGCCCGAUAUUGAUCUUCUGGAUGGUUCUCUGAACAUCUCCGACGAGAAGACCAUUGAGAUGGUCUAUCGCUGCCUGGAUGAGGAGGGUCUCUACCUCGGAGCCAGCUCCGCUUUGAACGUGGUGGCUGCCAAGGAAGUGGCCGAAAAACUUGGCAAGGGCAACACGGUGGUGACCGUUCUCUGCGAUGGUGCUUACCGCUACGCCGAUCGGUUGUUCUCCCAGACGUGGCUAGAAUCGAAGAACCUGCGUUCGGCCAUCCCCAAGCAUCUGGAGAAGUACAUUGUGUUGCCUUGAGCAUGACGUUGGAUAGAUAGAGUCGAUCUUGAACAUGUACUUCUAAAAUUAACGCAGCGAGUUCUGUACUUCGAUAGAUUCCCAGUCUCUUGAACAAUCGAGGCAUAAGUUCGAUGGUACAUACUCAUCAGCAUGUGGCCACGACCGUAUAUUAAUAGUUCGUAACUCCGCAUCAAUGGAUCAGCGAACACCUCUAGUUAGGUAUGCUUCAACUUGCCUUGUCCAAUAAGUUUUCCAUACCUCGGGCAACGUCUCUUGAUACA